GGCAACCGUGACCAUCUACACCGACGAGGCUGACUUCAAUCGUGCCAUCGGAGCUUCAUAUCUGUGGAAAACCGAUCCUGUGUGGAGUGCUUCUAAGGAAGGCCCGAGCACGAUGAAGCUCUACCACGAGGGUGGUCUGGUAUCAGCCGCAACCAUCUCGGUCGAUGAGUCUGCAGAGCAGUCUGAAGGCUGCAAUAUCAUGUAACGCGGUGGAUCCGCUCGCAGGACUUGGAGAUCGAUAGGCAGCCUACAACCACCCGUACUCAGUGGGCAAACACAUGAUGUACUGGUCGUACGCUUCUCAUGCUCUUCAUUCCCUGUGGAUGCACAUACCAAGUUUAUUCGUAUGGGUGGAUACCGUACUAUAUCUGACGAGUAUUUAGUUAAGGUGGAUUGGGGUAUGCUUCCUUAUAACAUGCUGGAUGGAGGCCGGUGGCAGAGCCUAUCUGUUUCUUGACCAAUAUCUCUUAUGAAUUUGUGGGGAAGACCUUCCAAUCUUACGGAUGUGAUGUCGAAUCGAUCUACGAUUGCCCGUGCUGCUAUGCGCGUAUUCGGAUAUACCCUUGUGUAAGAAACACUAACCACUUUGAAGUAUAUACGUGGACAUACAGCGUUGUAAGCCUUUUUCUGAUACUCUUUUACAUAAGGAUACUACUCUGACCUCGAACAGCACAAUGGAUGUGCACAUUCUCAUACCAAACGUAUAACUCUGCCAAAGGGAUGUCAGUUUCUUACGAGACUGGAGAACUUGUGCGAGUUUACAUUUUGUCGACCGCGACACGAAUAAUAAAAUAGACUAGCUUAUCUG
This is a messenger RNA of Sphaeroforma arctica JP610, 808 nucleotides long. RefSeq lists its product as hypothetical. The annotation marks the transcript as partial. NCBI's taxonomy places the organism in Eukaryota, Ichthyosporea, Ichthyophonida. The transcript is spliced from 3 exons. The record is from RefSeq and is a predicted model, not a curated record.